Molecule: messenger RNA, 3018 nt
Organism: Fusarium oxysporum Fo47
Lineage: Eukaryota; Fungi; Ascomycota; Sordariomycetes; Hypocreales; Nectriaceae
Exons: 9
Coding region: 1-3018 (1005 amino acids)
Biological process (GO): carbohydrate metabolic process
Molecular function (GO): chitin binding
Source: RefSeq, a predicted model, not a curated record
AUGGUGUUGCGACUUUUGAACAUCGCUUUUAUGGCGGUUGCCAUACUCUUCCUUUGUCUUGCAACCUUGGCCAAUGCUGAAACCACUCGCCAACUUCACGGCACCCGUUCUCGCCAUCACCGCCGUUCCAAUGUCAUCACCAAGGCUCCUGCAUGGGCCAAGGAGAUCACUAAUAGCCCGGGUCACCAAAACCCUGCCAUGGCACCUCCGGACCCAACCGUCGAACUAGAGCUUUCUGACGAUUCUGCGACCAGCCUGGAUCAGUACUACAAGGAUGCAGAAAACGCCACUGAGUCUUCUGGUGUCACUCCUAACAAAUCUCACCUCUCACGCCGAUCUCUAGAGAAACGUGGAAGUGGUCCUCUGUACUGCAAAGAUGGCCCUUGCGCCGAUGAUAGUUGCUGCGGCCCCGAGAAAAUCUGCGGUUAUGGCCCAGACUAUUGCGGUAAAGGAUGCUCAUCUAACUGCGAUGCUACAGCCAUGUGCGGAGAGUACAGUGAAGAGGGCGAGAUGCCUUGCGGCAUGAACCUCUGCUGUUCUGCUUCGGGAUGGUGUGGCACUACUGAAGUCUUUUGUGACAAUGCCGAUCCUGUCCACAAGACUCUUCCCUGCCAAGCUGGCUACGGAUCCUGCAACAUCGCCUCCUCCCCUUCAUGCGCCAAGGGUAGUGGUAGCACCAACGGCAGAACCAUUGGCUACUACCAAUCUUGGAACGUGCGAGCCCGCAAGUGUGAUACCAAGACACCCAAGCAGCUCAACACAAAGGGUUUCACUCAUCUCUUCUACUCGUUCGCAUUCAUCGACCCUGUUUCCUUCAAGGUCACCCCCGCUCAUGACGAUGAUGUGAAGCAGAUGCGCGAGUUCACUGACCUAUCCAAGGAUGGUAAGUUGCAGACUUGGAUCGCUAUUGGUGGCUUUGACUUUAGCAAUGAGAACACUUCUACCCAUACCACCUGGAGCGACAUGGUGUCAACCAAGGCCAACAGAGCUUCGUUUAUAGACUCAGUUCGUGCUUACAUGGAUGAGUAUGGCUUUCAAGGUGUUGAUCUUGAUUGGGAAUACCCCGGCGAGCCCAAGCGCGGUGGUCGAAAGCUUGCUGAUACCCGCAACUUCUCCAUGUUGCUCAAGGAGAUGCGUGCGGCUUAUGGUAGCAAGUAUGGUAUCAGCUUGACCUUGGCUCCUGACUACUGGUACCUUCGCUGGUUCGACGCAAAGGCUAUGGAACCUUACGUGGACUUCUUUGGUUUCAUGGCUUAUGAUCUCCACGGUUACUGGGACGAGGAUGUCAAGACUCUUGGCAAAAUCAUCCGCGGUCAAGCCGACAUUCGAGAAAUCGGCAACAACACCAUCCCUCUUUGGUUCGGUGGCCUUGAUCCCAAGAAGCUCAACUUUGGUCUCGCUCUGUACGGUCGUGGCUACACUGUUGCCGACAAGAGCUGUAACAAUCUUGGCUGCUCUUUUGUUGGACCCAGCAAGAAGGGAGAAUGCACUGACUCUGAUGGUGUCAUGUCUCUUGGCGAGAUCAAGAACCUCAUCAAGAAGGGUGUCAAGUCUACUUAUCUCAAGGACUCCAUGAUGAAGCAGAUCACUUUCGACGACCAGUGGAUAGGAUAUGAUGACCUCGACGGCAUCGGCGCGAUCCCCAAGGAACUCCAAGACAAGGUCCUUAAGAAGUGCGACACCGGCUUCUCUUACGACAACUACGGCGACCUGCCAAAGCUUUGGUAUGACUCCGGGGCUGAGCAGUGGGCUGAUGCCUACAUUAAGUCUCAGAAGGAUCACACCAACUGGGCGCAGAACCUUUACCGCAAUCUCUUUGAGAAGAAGGAUCAUACCAAGUUCUCUUGCGUUACGCCCAACUCUCGAUGUGACUUUGACGCUUCUUGCGCCGAGUUCAACAAGAUUGGCAAGGGUGGACUUUAUUACCUCUUCCAGUCGAUGUCGAGUUUCCAUACCUUCAUGAAGGCUCUCAAUCAACAGUUCGACAGCAAGAUCACUCUGACCCUUGCGACCGUCUCCGAGAUGAGACUUAUCCUCGACAUCAAGAGUGGUCUUCCCCAAACAACCAUCAACAUCGGAAGUGUUCUUGGUUCAGCCUUCAGCAUGGCUAGCGCUAUCGCUGCACCUAUUCCAGCUGUUGGUGGUCCUCUCGCUGGUAUCUCGGGCCUUGCUAGUAUGAUUGGAACCUUCACCAGUACAGUUGGUGGGAAUGACAACGCCGUUGACGCGACCGACACUCUGACUUUCGCGGUCAAGACCGCUGCAGUCGAGGGCAAGAGAAAGAUUGCCAGCAUUGUUUCUUCAGUGUACGGCGACUUUGGACAUGCACAGACCGAUCUUCCCAAAACCAUGCUGGUUGGAGGCGCUGAUAACCCCGCCAUCAAGGUCUUUGGCUAUGGUGCGUGGUUGAGAGACAACGAUCUCACAGACCUGAGCGGCGCCGUGGAAAGAAUGUCCGACAAAAUGAACCAAGCUCUUUUGUGGCAGAUGGCGAGACUCUUCAAGGGUUUCUACGUCGUGAUCCGAGACGAUCUCCCCAUCAACAAGUGCACCCACCCCAACAACGCAUGGGACGACAGAACCGGCAGGUGUCUCGACAUCCUCUCCUGGUGGCCCAAGUCAGCAUCCGGCCGUGUCGGCGGCGAUCUCGCCAUGGAGAAAGUCUGGGACAAAUGGAACAUGUCUCCUCUCUGGACUCUGCGUAACGCCGUUGAAUGCUGGGAGAACAACGGCGGCAAGAUUGGCGACGCAAAGGUCAAGGCUCUUCAGAGCGAGUGGACCAAUGGUGUUCCUCCACCUUGCUUCUUCGCCAUGCCUGUUCUCAAGGGUAAUUGGUCUAAGGAUGCUGCGUCUGAUGGUGCGAUUUGGCUGGCUGGUGAUUUUGUUGGACAGGAGGGUCAGGCUGGAAGGCUUUGGCCGAAGGAUAAGUGUGAUAAGGCGAAUAGGGAACUUGAUCCGAUUACAGGUGGUCAGGUGAAGAAGUGCAGUAGCCUCAACAAGGUUGGAGGGGAGAAAUAG